AAUGCAGUCGACGUGAAGGUCAAGGGUCGUACUGUGUAACGUGUCAGCAGACUGUCACCAUACCGGUGUCUUCUGUUUCUCUGCUGACUCUUACACAAAUUGUCACCCGUCGUUGUACUGGCACUUUAUCCCAGAAAAUGGCCACAAAGCGGGGGGAUAAACGAAACAGUGACGGCUUGGUGUUGUCACAGGAGGAAGUGGGCGCUAAUGCUAAGGACUCCAUAGCACUGACAGACGGUCGUCAUGUUGCAGGUAGCUCAGCCCGCAUGUCUCUCCUCAUUCUGCUGGCUAUCUUCACCAGUUCAGCCUCAGCCAUGUAUCUGGUCUACAGGAACUUUCCAGAGCUUCCUGAUGAUGAAAUGGAGAAAAUCAAGAUCCCCAAAGACAUGGAUGAUGCUAAAGCUUUGGGAACCGUCCUAUCCAAAUACAAAGACACUUACUACAGCCAGGUGUUGGUGGCCUACUUUGCAACAUAUGUUUUCCUACAGACAUUUGCAAUCCCUGGAUCCAUUUUCCUCAGCAUCCUGUCUGGAUAUCUUUACCCAUUCCCCUUGGCUCUCUUCUUAGUCUGCUUGUGUUCUGGUUUGGGGGCCUCCUUUUGCUACAUGCUUUCUUACCUGGUAGGCCGACCCAUGGUCUACAAAUAUCUCACAGAAAAAGCCCAAAAGUGGUCCCAGCAGGUUGACAAACAUAGAGGUCAUUUAAUCAAUUACAUCAUUUUCUUGAGGAUAACUCCCUUCCUUCCCAACUGGUUCAUCAACAUCACCUCGCCAGUCAUCAAUGUGCCCUUAGGGGUUUUCUUCAUUGGAACCUUUUUAGGUGUGGCGCCGCCAUCUUUUGUGGCCAUCAAUGCAGGUACGACACUGUACAAACUGACUACAGCUGGCGAGGCCGUGUCCUGGAACUCUCUGGCUGUGCUCGGCGUCCUGGCUGUGCUCUCCAUCUUGCCCGUCUGCUUCCAGAAAAAGCUGCAGCAGAAACUAGAGUAGAUCACUAAAGACCUCAGCACCUGAUCUGCAGGCUGAUUCCACUCCCAGUAACACACCCCACCCCCUCCUAUUUACUCCAGAUCCUUUGCCUCAGGAACGUGUGUCAAGUUGCUAUGCCUUGGUCACAAUUACUUGACAUCCCGGUGGAAGGUUCUCCCGGCAAUGACAUGACAAACAUGCCUCAAUGGUCCACACAGUGUUGGUUUCUUCCUGAUGUUUGAACUGGUCACCGUGCGAACAUGUUUUAUUUUCUGUGAAUUACUUUUCUGAUUGUGCACACCCUCUACAUAAGAGAAUGUGAUUUUUUAUUUAAGGCACUGCAUUGACUGGUUUGAUCCUUGCUUGACAGUUAAAGGCACUACUUUGCAGGAUAUUGAAUAGAAUCAAUCACAAUAUUCAGCAUUGUUUUCUUUAGAAAAUGAUGGCGCCAAUGUCCUCCUUUUUAAUGGGUUAUAGUGUUACUGCUUUCUAAAAACAGCCAUUCUUCCGGUGAAUGACAUCAACAUCCUAUUUGUAGCACCUAAACGUUCACUCCCUAUCAUGUUUUAGGAUUAUUUUGUUUUCUCUGUCUCUUGCGCCUAAAAAAAAAAAGCAAUAACUGUCAGUGUCACUGUUGCGUUAAAAGUGAAGUUUAGUUGUUUUUUUUUAAAUCUGGUGCUUGCUUAAGCAAAUGUAAAAAGUGCAGAGGAGGAAAUGAAGAUGUACAGUCAAGUAAAAAUGAAACUUGACCGUGAUACAGUAAGCAGCUUUUGUUUAUUUGAUUCUUGAGUUCUACCUCUUAAACAUGCCUGUAUCUGCUGCCACAUAGUACACAUAGUAUAGUAGUUUAGUUUUUCCCCCCAAAUAACCAAAACUAGUAGAAUUUCAAAACUAUACAUGUCUCAAGAACAAGUUAAUGCCCCCUGUUUUGUGUUGAGGUUUGUUAAUAUAGGGACGAUGAUGCACGCCUGUAUUUAAAGAGCUUAUGUGCGUCUAGAUCAGGGGUCACCAACGUGGUGCCCGCAAGCCUGAUUUUCAUUCAGGUUUUGAGUUAAUAAUGAAAGAACAGUAGAAAGAAAUGCAUUCUGAAAUACAAAAUGUGAGUUGUGGAUACCAGCAUUUUGUUAAUGUUCUGGUAAAACAAGCAUAUUCGCUUUGUUUGGGUUUAAAAUAAGCUUUGAAAAUAAAUGUUACAAAAAUGAGUAGCUCUUGGCCAUUUUCAUUUUGUAAAAGUAGCUCUCACAAGGAAAAACGUUGGUGACCCCUGGUCUAAACCCACUACAGUGCUCCAGUACAGAUUUGUGCCAACCAACUCUUUUUGGAAGGUCUAAAUCUUGUCCCAUUACGGUCAUUAGAGUUUUUGAUUCUGUUUUUGCCCUACUCUACCAACUAAUGCAGUAAACGUACACACAGGCGAGGCGUUUUUAUAUAAGACUGCUUUAAUUUUUUUAAUCUACUUAUUUAUAGCGUUGUCAGAUUUUGUAUUUUAUUCAUUGGGUCAUUUAAAUGUCUUGAUGUUAAACCGUUUUCUGUUAAGUACUGUAAGAUUUUUUUUUUUUUUUUUUUAAAGCAUUUUGAAUGAUAAACAGAAAUAUGCUAAUCUAAGAAAAUUUGCUCUCAGAUAUGUUCCUUUUCAUUCAUAAAUGAAUGAAAAACAUGUUUUCCUCGUCAGAGCUUUGGAAUUUGUUUCAUGUUUCUCACUGGACUGGCUUAGAAGGAAGCUCUGUUUAAAGGGUCUUUCAAUUGGUAAACUGAUGAAACUGGGAAAUAAUGUCUUAAUGAAUAAACAAUAACAUUCUGUAUCAAA
Molecule: messenger RNA, 2775 nt
Organism: Dunckerocampus dactyliophorus (ringed pipefish)
Lineage: Eukaryota; Metazoa; Chordata; Actinopteri; Syngnathiformes; Syngnathidae
Gene: tmem41b
Product: transmembrane protein 41B
Exons: 7
Coding region: 138-989 (283 amino acids)
Cellular component (GO): endoplasmic reticulum membrane
Source: RefSeq, a predicted model, not a curated record